Messenger RNA from Bursaphelenchus xylophilus (pine wood nematode), 477 nucleotides. The record is from the annotation of a GenBank genome assembly. Lineage: Eukaryota; Metazoa; Nematoda; Chromadorea; Rhabditida; Aphelenchoididae.
AUGUCCAAGCUUUCCUUGGCCGCCCUCUUCAUUGUGCUUUUGGCCGUCGCGGCCAGCCCUCGUCAACGCCGCCAACUAGGGCUGUUGGCCGCCGAAAACGCCGCCAUCCGCAACGCUCAAGUCAACAACGCUGUCCUGACGAACACCGCCAUUGCGAACGCGAACGCGAACGCCGCGCGCGUCCGCAACGCCGCCCUCACCAACACCGCCAUCGCCAAUGCGAACGCCGCCCGUGUCCGCAACGCCGCCCUCGUGAACCAGCAGAUUGCGGCGAAUUCGGCGCGACGCCAAGCUGUCGCCGCUCGCACCGCCGCCAAUUUGAACACCGCUUUAGCGGUGAGCCAGGCAAGGACUGCGCAAGUCGCCGCGAACACCGCUGCCGCGCAAGCCAGAGCGAGAGCUAACAUUGCCGCCACAAAUGCGGUGGCCCGCGCCAACGCCGCUGCCGCUCGGAACAACGCCUUGUUGUAUGGAUAA